CAGGUGCGAAAGCACCUGCUUCUCCCAUGUGGACAGUUGUGACAUUUCGACACGUGCAUCUGUUUGUGUUUCUGUUAUGUCUCCUCCCUGUCCUGUCAUUGGUUGUGGUGUCACGUGUGUCCUCUUGCAUGUUUUGGAUUACGUUUCUGGAUCACGUUUUGGAUUUACCUGCCUGUGUUUCUCAAUAAAGAAAACCGUUCCAACUGCGCUUGCAUCCGUCCUAUCUUCCUCUACGUCACGUUACGUGACAGUAGAGUUAAAUAUCAAAAAUCUAAAAGGUGUGCGUCAUACCUGACACCUAGAAGAACAUUUUUAGAAACGUGUAAAACAAUGUCGUAUGUAACUUUAGAGACGGUCCCUUAAUUACCGCAUAUCUGAGAAUAUCGAACGUCCAACGUGACACCAACUUUAUUCCAGUCAACGACAAAGCAACAGUGUGACGUUGUUUGUUUGUUAGUUUGUGUUUCAAGCGUCCGCGACAUUCCAAAAUAGAAUACGCGCUCGCGCUGCUGUUGUUGCUGUCGUUCCAUAACUGUUAACUAAGAGAAAGGAGAAAACGGACGCUCGAGAAACGUUUAUUCAACACAACAAUGCUCCGACAUCUCAAACGAAGAGCUCAAAUAUCAUUCAAGAAACUGGAAGAACAGCAGACUUUACUAAAGGAAGACAACAAGACCAUCAAAACCCUCGAGUAUGGAAAACUUCUGGAAGCAGAACACGGCAGAAAUGAGUUUCCAACCCAAGAAGGUGAAACAGUCCCGGUUGAUAAGACGGAUAAUACCGUUAACACACCUGCUUCUCCAGCUCCAGUGAGGUCCUGUAAAGAAGUAAGUUCCUCUUGCAGUUUCCAUCCUGAACUGGAGCCGCGUUUCACCGUCGCGCACGCGGAGUCUGUCACACCUGUCACACCUGUCACGCGCAGCGUCGAAGCGGCUACAGAGGGCGUGAGCUUCCCUCAGCUUCCCUCAGGAACAGAUGAUUAUAACACAGCAAACUACAAAAAUAGAAAAGGCUACAUCAAGAAGCCCAUGAACGCCUACAUGGUUUGGGUGAGGACACAGUGGUCUAUCUUGUGCAAGGCCAACCCGAAUGCCAGCUUUGCAGAGAUCAGCAUGCUGCUUGGGAUCGGGUGGAGGAACCUGAGUGAAGAACAGAAGAAACCCUACUACUCAGAGGCACGGAGGCUUAAACAGAAACACAGAAAGAAAUUUCCUGAUUGUGUUCAUAAUGCGGAGACGAGAAAGAGAUUCAGCCCAGAAGUGGAACCUCUGCACACUACCUCUAAUGCCUCACCAACCGUACCCCUGGCACAUCCUCAGAGAUCUGCGCCUCAGAACAUCCCGGUAGCAUCACCCAGAAACUCCAGCGUGCAGUACUCAGCCAUGCAGACCAAUCCAAUGUUCUCUGUCAUGGACAUGCCAAGAGAAGUACCACUCCAUGGCCUGGUGCCUGGAUCUAGUGGCCAGUUAACUGGCCUUGCCCGCUCACGGGUACCACUGUCUCCUGGAGAUGUCCUCGUUGCCCCAUCUUGUUUCCCUUUUGUUCCACCAUUCUACAUGCCUAGGCUGCCAUUCUGCCAGACCAGGAUUAUGCCUUCUGUAGAGAACCUGGGGCACAAACACACAGCAACGACACCCAAAACAGCACAGACGUCCUGACUUCUGUACCAGUCCUGGACAUACAUGCCUCGGAGAAUUUGUUCAACAGCCUUGCUUAGAGGGGCAACGUUUCCGAAGUGGAGGACAGUGGUGAAAUUCAAAUGCUUAGAGUGCUUUAGUGUACAUGCUGUCAUGCUCAUCUUCAGUUCAUAUUUAUUUCUAAUGAGUUUUAGUGUGCAUUUAAAUAAAGGUUUUUAAAGCCAACGUCCUAAUGUGUGAUUAUCAA
This is a messenger RNA of Ictalurus punctatus (channel catfish), 1884 nucleotides long. RefSeq names its product transcription factor Sox-2. Gene Ontology annotation, cellular component: nucleus. Gene Ontology annotation, molecular function: DNA-binding transcription factor activity, RNA polymerase II-specific; sequence-specific double-stranded DNA binding. Gene Ontology annotation, biological process: regulation of transcription by RNA polymerase II. The record is from RefSeq and is a predicted model, not a curated record. NCBI's taxonomy places the organism in Eukaryota, Metazoa, Chordata, Actinopteri, Siluriformes, Ictaluridae. Bases 591 to 1658 code for a protein of 355 amino acids. The transcript is spliced from 5 exons.